CAGAAUUUUUUUCCAUAUAGUGGACUUCAAUGGGCACCAAACAGUUGAAGGUCAAAAUUAGUUUCACUGCAGCUUCAAAUUGUUCUACACGAUCCCAGACUAGAAAUAAUGGUCUUAUCUAGAGACCAUUAUUGGAUGACACGGGACAUCUUGGAUGACAUAAAUUAUCAGGAAAAGUUUAUUUAAAAGUGGACUAAUCCUUUAAUAAGUCUAAACAUCCUUAAAUGAGAAAUAUAUGCUUGAGAAACAAAAAUAAAGCUAGUUUUUAGAGAAUUUAAAGUUAUAUUCUCUGAAAUCAUCUUGUUUUAAGGAUGUUGAGAUAUUUUUUGUGGAUAAGACUAAAAACUGAUUUAGAAAUUUGCUGUGUGGUUUUGUGUUUUUGAAUAAAUUUUUUUUUGUCUUUAUUUCAAACCUUGAAACUGUACUAGACUUGAUGUUUCUCCUCUGAAUCAAAACAUUGGUAACUUUAAGAUAAAUUAAAUCCACACAAUUUCAUUUUGCAGCAUCACAGAACCUUGAGAAAAUAUAUCAUUUUACAGCCACACCCAAAAUUUCUGCUUUUUGUUCACACUUAGCACAUGAUCACGUGAUCUAGCAGAAUAUAUUCUCAGCCUGUUAUAAAUAGAAAAGCAGCAACCCUUCCAGGACAGUUGAUGAAUGGGUCACAUUCUCGGAUUUGCGCUGGUAGACACAGGAACAGCCUUGAAAUGUGUUAAAAUAUCAAAUAUUAAACAUGGAGCGACUCAGACCUUGUUUGUUCAUUUAUCUGUUGGCCAUUUGGCUGUCAUUGAGCAUCUCUUCGACCACAAACUCUGACCACACCAACACAGAGAUAUUUGAGUGGAAGGGUGGAGAUGGUGUGAAAAGAUCACGAGUGAGAAGGCAUAACUUGCAACUACCAGAUGCAUUAAGUUUACCAGAAAAGGUUUAUAGUAUGUUUAUUUUAUGGAGGCUUUUAAAUGAUGUUUCCAAUGAUACAAACGCCAUCGGAAUAUCAACAAUGAGACCAGACAAACUGGAAUCUAUGUCAUCAGAAGGACCGAAAAACACGGAGAUAGUCUUCAAAGCAAAGGACAAACCAUCUUCAGCUCCCACACAGGAACCAAGCACUCAUUCCACUGGUAUUACUUGUACAAAUGACUCGUUCCUGGCAUCGUUCCCCACUGACCCAUCAUCACCAGACUCUCAGAAAACAACUCAAUCAGAAGAUUCACAACUAAUCAAACAAUCAACUCAACGACUCCAGACCACAAUACAGACAAUACCAGAACCCAGUCAAGUUACAGAACAAUACAUCCUUGAUUCCACAACAUUGCCAAUCAAAAACUACUCCAAAGCAGCGGAGGAACCUUCUUCAACUAUCAUUCAUGAACAAAUUGACCAUUUCACUGGUAUUACUAAUACAAAGGACCCUACAGCUAUGACAUCUUUCCCAACACACUCACCAGACUCACAGACAACAACUCAAUCAGGAGAUUCCCAACUAGUCAAUCAAUCAACUCAACGACUCCAGACCACAAUACAGACAAUACCAGAACCCAGUCAAGUUACAGAACAAUCCAUCCUUGAUUCCACAACAUUGCCAAUCAAAAACUACUCCAAAGCAGCGGAGGAACCUUCUUCAACUAUCAUUCAUGAACAAAUUGACCAUUUCACUGGUAUUACUAAUACAAAGGACCCUACAGCUAUGACAUCUUUCCCAACACACUCACCAGACUCACAGACAACAACUCAAUCAGGAGAUUCCCAACUAGUCAAUCAAUCAACUCAACGACUCCAGACCACAAUACAGACAAUACCAGAACCCAGUCAAGUUACAGAACAAUCCAUCCUUGAUUCCACAACAUUGCCAAUCAAAAACUACUCCAAAGCAGCGGAGGAACCUUCUUCAACUAUCAUUCAUGAACAAAUUGACCAUUUCACUGGUAUUACUAAUACAAAGGACCCUACAGCUAUGACAUCUUUCCCAACACACUCACCAGACUCACAGACAACAACUCAAUCAGGAGAUUCCCAACUAGUCAAUCAAUCAACUCAACGACUCCAGACCACAAUACAGACAAUACCAGAACCCAGUCAAGUUACAGAACAAUACAUCCUUGAUUCCACAACAUUGCCAAUCAAAAACUACUCCAAAGCAGCGGAGGAACCUUCUUCAACUAUCAUUCAUGAACAAAUUGACCAUUUCACUGGUAUUACUAAUACAAAGGACCCUACAGCUAUGACAUCUUUCCCAACACACUCACCAGACUCACAGACAACAACUCAAUCAGGAGAUUCCCAACUAGUCAAUCAAUCAACUCAACGACUCCAGACCAGAAUACAGACAAUACCAGAACCCAGUCAAGUUACAGAACAACACAUCCCUGAUUCUACAACAUCGACAAUCAAAAUCUCCUCCAAAGCAGUGGAGGAACCUUCUACAAUGAUCAUUCAAGAACAAAUUGACCAUUUCACUGGUAUUACUAAUACAAAGGACCCUACAGCUAUGACAUCUUUCCCAACACACUCACAGACAACAACUCAAUCAGGAGAUGCCCAACUAGUUGAAGAAUCAACAAUCGCAAAACAGAAAAUUACGGAACCCAGUACAGUUACGGAGCAACACAUCCCUCAUUCCAAAACAUUCACAAUCCAAAUUUCAUCCGAUAUCACGCAUGAAGAAAUCUCUCAUUCUACUGGUACAACUGAUUCUACAGCUAUAACAUCUUUCUCCACUGAACUGCCACCACAAGAGUCACAAAACAACACUCAGUCAGGAGCACCACGAUUAUUGACACAACAUCUUCAGCGCUCCAAGCUGAACAUUUCAGAACCUAGUCAAGUCACAGAGCAACACAUCCUUGAUUCCACAACAUUGCCAAUCAAAAACUACUCCAAAGCAGCGGAGGAACCUUCUUCAACUAUCAUUCAUGAACAAAUUGACCAUUUCACUGGUUUUACUGAUACAAAAGACCCUACAGCUAUGACAUCUUUCCCAACACACUCACCAGACUCACAGACAACAACUCAAUCGGGAGAUUCCCAACUGGUUGAAGAAUCAACAAUCACAAAACAGAAAAUUACAGAACCAGGUCAAGUUACGGAGCAACACAUCCCUGAUUCCAAAACAUUGACAAUCAAAAUCUUCUCCGAAGCAGCGGAGAAACAUUCUUCAACUAUCAUUCAUGAACAAAUUGAACAUUUCACUGGUAUUACUGAUACAAAAGACCCUACAGCUGUGACAUCUUUCCCAACACACUCACCAGACUCACAGACAACAACUCAAUCAGGAGAUUCCCAACUGGUUGAAGAAUCAACAAUCACAAAACAGAAAAUUACUGAACCCAGUCAAGUUACGGAGCAACACAUCCCUGAUUCCAAAACAUUCACAAUCCAAAUUUCUUCCGAUAUCACACAUGAAGAAAUCUCUCAUUCUACUGGUACAACUGAUUCUACAGCUAUAACAUCUUUCUCCACUGAACUGCCACCACAAGAGUCACAAAACAACACUCAGUCAGGAGCACCACGAUUAUUGACACAACAUCUUCAGCGCUCCAAGCUGAACAUUUCAGAACCUAGUCAAGUCACAGAGCAACACAUCCUUGAUUCCACAACAUUGCCAAUCAAAAACUACUCCAAAGCAGCGGAGGAACCUUCUUCAACUAUCAUUCAUGAACAAAUUGACCAUUUCACUGGUAUUACUGAUACAAAGGACUCUACAGCUAUGACAUCUUUCCCAACACACUCAGCAGACUCACAGACAACAACUCAAUCAGGAGAUGCCCAACUAGUUGAAGAAUCAACAAUCGCAAAACAGAAAAUUAUGGAACCCAGUACAGUUAUGGAACAACACAUCCUUCAUUCCAAGACAUUCACAAUCAAAAUUCCCUCCAAAACAGUUGAGGAAACUUCCUUAGAUAUCAUGCAUGAAGAAAGCACUCGUUCUACUGUUACAAAUGAUUCUACAGCUAUAACGUCUUUCCACUUAGAACUGCCACCACAAGAGUCACAAAACAACACUCAGUCAGGAGCACCACAACGACUCAAUCAAUCAACACAUUUCCAGAGCACCAACAGCCCCACAAUUCCAAAACCUAGUCAAGAAUUUCUACAACCCACGGCAGUCAUGUUCACCCCAGACAUGACCACAACAUACAGAAAUGAAAAGGAAACUCCACUACAGACUGCCAUAAACUCACACAUUACAAACCAUGGCAUACUUGCAUCAACAAGGGGAAAUGACAGCCUGCAGCCCACUUCACUUCCACAAACAAUGAAGCAUGAACAUCCAAGAAGAGCCAUCACUGGGAUGGUGAAAGGCAUUUCAAAACCCACUCUACCUGCAAAGACAAAAAACCCAACUUUAAGUUCAUCGUCAAUCAAGCUUGAAAUUCUAGAAACUGCUACAUACACACAUUCUGGAACUUGGCACAAUGGGAAGCCAAACCAGUUUGUGAAGGCCACAGAUUGGAGAGUUUCAAAACCUACGCCACCUGCAUUCACAUUGAAGGAACAAACCAAAGACUUCACUUCACUUCUGCUACCAGAGACCUCUAUUUCACAUCUCAUUGGGUUCACGUCAGAUUCAGAACGCCACAAACCCACACCGGCAGAAGAGCCUAGAAAUCACAACACUGAACAAAAUGCAAUUAAUACUUCUAAUGGCGGUUUAAUGCACCACUUUCUGACAACAAAAACUCGCAUAUUAACAAAUGAUUUAUCAGUAAGCAGCGAAACGGCUUCCAUAUCACCUCUUCUUAGCCUGACAGAGGAUCAUUUAGUUGACUCAAAAGGACCAGGGGACACUUCUGUGUCAAAGGACAUUAGUCUACAUGUUUCCACAUCAUCUGCUGCACCAUUCACAACCUAUCAGAUGAAUCCAAAAACACAAUCACAGAGCACAACAAACAAAUUUCCAAACCUUGGCACAAUAAUAUCCCAUACAAGUGUCCUGUUAGCAAAGGACACAUCAACUCAAGCUCCUACAGAUAAAGUGAGACUGUCUCAAACCAUUCCAGCCUCCACAGAAAAGCUCACUGUGACAUUCACUCCAAAUCCAAAACCUUCAGAAAAACAUAUUCAUACAACAUCAGUCGUGAGACGUGGAUUUCUGACAUUAAUAACUCAGGAAAUUCCAUCCUGGAUAUCAACAAAACAGUCCAAUUUACUCCCCAUUGAAACAACAGAGCCUCGAUCAGACUUGACAAAUCAAGAGCCUACAGCAAAUACAGUGGCGAAGGAAAAGUACCCCAAUAAUGAUAAUGAUCUGUUAACUGAGGUGGACAAAUCAACACAAAGCACGACUGGGCGCAAACUGAGUAAAACAACUCGUACAGCUACAACAAAAUUGCACAUGUCAAAAACACAAAAGGUCUCACGGAAUCCCAAGAAAUUUAUUUUACCAACACACAAAUCAGCUGAUACAGCAAUAAAAGACGACACGGAAACCCACAGAGGAAUUUUUGGAUUACUCUUCACUUUUGCGUGCCUCCUUUUGCUGAUAAUAGUAAUCUUGCUUUGGGUAGUAUGGAGAAGAUGGCAGGCCCGGCGCUGGAGGCACAACAUGUGGGUGGCAGGUCCCCCUCUCCUGUGUGGAACAUAUCAUUCUGUCUUGCAGAGCAGCAGUACACAUACUGCAAUAGAGAUGAGGAAAGGAAACACCCAAAAGAAUAAGCAGGAAAAUAGUGAUGUUCAUGAGAGAAUCGCCCUCAAGCAACAACACAAAGACUUUCAAUAGACACAAGGAUGUCAGAGAACACAACAAGGCACACUCUCUAAUAUUUACCCUCAACUUUUUUAACUAAACAAAUUGUGAAUUAACAAAUUCUACAGACUCCUUGUUCCUUGUUCUACAGACAAACUUUACAUGACUUACAUGAACAAAUAAGAGAUAAAAUUACAUUGAGAUUGCGUGCUUGUACAUUCAGUGCUUGUAUUAAAUUAUUUUAAUAACAUUUUAUUUUUUCACCUGUAUUUUAAAGCAAUAAUAACCUGAUUCAUUAAAACAAACAAAAACUCUUGUUGAAAAUGCUAAUAGACUUUAUUUACAUUCAAUGGAAAGUUGAUCACAUGUAAAAGGAUUAUACUAAAAGGAAUAGUUCUGAAGUGGCACGUUUUGAAGCCCAAAAUAAAUGCAUCCAUCCAUCAUAAAUAUAAUCCAUACGGCUCCAGGGGGUCAAUAAAGGCCUUCUGAAGCGAUGGGUUUUUGUAAGAAAAAUAUCCAUAUUUAAAACUAUGAAGUAAAAUUAUGAGCUUCCACCAGAUGACUAAAUAUGGAUUUAAGUAUUUAAGAUUUAAAUAUGGAUAUUUUUCCCAUAGCUUUCUUUGAGGCGGCCUUUAUUAACUCCCUGGAGCCGUAUGAAUUAUUUUUUUAUGAUGGAUGGAUGCAUUUUUUGGGGCUUCAAAACACCCCCCCCCCCAUUCACUACCAUUAUAAAGCUUGGAGGAGCCAGGAUAUUUUAUAUUCUCCCAAUGUGUUCGUUUGAAAGAAGAUCAUAUAUGCCUAGGAUGGCUUGAGGGUGAAUAAAUCAUGUGAUAAUUUUCAUUUUUGGGUUAACUAUCCCUUUAAUAUGGCAAUAACAACCUUCUCUCACCUCUGGCUGGGUUUGUUUUCAUGUCCAAAUCUGCCUGGCUAACACACAAAACAGCAACAACACUGCGGUCCACUAAAACAGUGUUAGAUGAACAGAUCAAUGAACUAAGGGAAGAAUCUAGACAGCACAUGUAAAAUUAGAGCUGAGCACAGAUGGAUUGAGCUAAAUAAUCUUACUAUGCCAUUUCUGCAUUAUACACACAAACACAUAUACAACAACAUUCACUCACACAGUCACACACUGAGCAAAGCUACAUUAGUAGGCAGAGGAUGUGCCAUUACUGGGCAGCAUUAGCAGGGUCAGAAAGAAUGAAGUGAUUGAGGAAGAAAAAGGGAUAGAAGAGGAGAGAAAGAUGGAGAGUGGCACUGAAAAGGCUCUGUACCAGCGCUCUUUUGUUCAAAACACACACAAACACCUACGCAGGCGAACACAUGAUGGCGAGGAACUUUUAAAUCAACUACCGAAAAGCGUGCUGAGAAUUGUACUACACUUAACUAAGAACUGUUCCAAUAUCAGGGUUUUAAAUUAUGAAUUUUAUGUGCAGAUUUUGUGGGAAAACCUAUGUAGAAUGAGUUUAAAUGUGGUAAAAUCGUGUUGAAUGGAGAUGACAGUAUUCAGAUUAAUAUUAUAUCCUUAUAUCAGAUUUCAUAAAGCAGUGGAAAUCUUAGGAAAAUGUGUGUUAAAAUUGUGUUCAUAUUGAGUUUAUUUUAGCUGAAAUUAGUAUUUUUCAUCAGAUUCCAUCCCAGGAUUCUAUAA
This is a messenger RNA of Megalobrama amblycephala (Wuchang bream), 7331 nucleotides long. Its product is annotated as serine-rich adhesin for platelets-like. NCBI's taxonomy places the organism in Eukaryota, Metazoa, Chordata, Actinopteri, Cypriniformes, Xenocyprididae. The record is from RefSeq and is a predicted model, not a curated record. The transcript has 2 exons. Bases 734 to 5719 code for a protein of 1661 amino acids.